Molecule: messenger RNA, 1377 nt
Organism: Bombyx mandarina (wild silkworm)
Lineage: Eukaryota; Metazoa; Arthropoda; Insecta; Lepidoptera; Bombycidae
Biological process (GO): proteolysis
Molecular function (GO): serine-type endopeptidase activity
Source: RefSeq, a predicted model, not a curated record
AUGCAUUUGAUUUUAGGUGUAUUUCUUUCUGUAUUUUUAUUUAUAGAUGUUAGAUCAGUGGAAGUUAUAACGAAAAUGCCAGCGGAAGUUGAAAAAAUAUUUAAUGAUACUCGGCGGAUCAUUCACGGAGAUCAAGUCACUGAAGGCAGACCUUAUAUGGUAUAUUUAAGAAUGCCGCGUACAAACAAAAAGCAGUCUAGCUACAGAAGUUGGCUUUGUGGUGGUGUGAUCAUACAUGAAGAAUACAUUCUUACAUCGGCCGCCUGUAUUCAAGAUGCCGAACACUUUUAUAUUGUCUCUGGAACUUAUAAAUAUUCAGACGAAGAUGACAGAUAUUCGAAUCCAUGUAUCAAGAACGGAGCAAAAAAAGCAAUUUGGAAAUGCAUACCAAAAAAUUAUGUUUUUGACGGUCACGAGAACGACAACAUCAGGUGGAUGAAUAAUGACAUAGCCAUCGUGAAGGUCGAAGACGGGUUCGAUUUCUCCAGAAGAAUCAGGGGCUGCGAUUUCAUACCUAAGCCCAUUUGUUACAACAAUCAGAGUCAGACUUUGGAGAACCCUGGCACUAUUGUCAGUAUCGCUGGAUGGGGUACAACAGCAAAAUAUAACGACUGGGUAAACAGAAGAAAAGGCAAUCAACAGGAUCUCUUGGAGUCUCAUGUUGAGAUAAUAUCGAAGACCAAAUGCAAGAGGCGUUGGGGAUCUCGGUACACGAACAUCAUCGACAAUUACAUGAUCUGUACAAAGGACAUCGGUCAAACUAUGUCGGAAAUAUGUAAUGAAAAAUACGUGGACUGUCAAGAUAUAAAUUACUCGGACGAGGAAGAAACUCGACGUGAGGCUCAAUCUGAGAAAAUACCAACGAACCUUGUUAUGCACUCGUAUUAUAAUGAUACGAUUGCCAACAACGUAACUGAUGACGGUGCAGGGGCGAGAAGAUACGCUCCAAUGGCCGACGGGGGAUUCUGUGAGAACGAUCAUGGAGGUCCUUUGGUCUACGGCACGGGCGUGAACUCCAUCGUUAUUGGUAUAAUAUCUGCAUGUCUGGUCAAAGAGAGAACUAAUAAAUGCUACGGACCAUUCCUGUACACCAGCAUCUUUAAGAAUCGUCAGUUUAUUUCUUGUGCCAUUUACAAGGAUGUCGAACCGAAAUGUAGACGCCAAUUCAGAUCCGGAAUAACUCACGUUGAACAAGAGAUUUCGUGGAAGAAUCACGCUGACGGCCCUGCAAGAAAUGAAAUUGAACCAGGUAAAGAGAUACUACCCCGAGAUCACGAUUCACCGGUCAAUGCUUCCGAAGACAAAGCCUUCGUAAGCAGCGGGUUCAUACUCCGAGCUUUCAAUAGCACUACAAAACUGAAUGAAACUGUUGCUUAA